GUGGAGUAAACACAGGGCUGUUUCGUCGGCGACCAGGGCUGGCAAAUCGUCUGCCGGUGGUCCGUACAUAUUUCACAAAUUCCGGGUUAAAUUGUGUCAACAUGGACUCGCCGUUUAACGAUGGCUCGCAGCGACCUCCACAACACUCCCCCCACCCACUGGCGGACUAUCAGUUCUCCGCGGAGGAAGUGAAGGCGUUACGUGAGUGCAAUACGGAAUCGUUUUUCCAGCGGAGUCUGCCUUUCGGCACUGGUCUUGGUCUGUUGGCCUACUUUGGGGUCAAAAACGGGUAUCUGCAAGGACAUGGCAAAUACGGGGCCGUGCCCAAGGUAGUGAUGGGCGUCAUUCUGGGCUACUUUGUGGGCAAAUUCAGCUACCAGCAGAAGUGUGCCGAGAAGAUCAUGCGGCUGCCCAACUCCCACUUGGGCGAGUUGCUGCGUCAGCGGAGGCAGGGUGGCGGUGUCAUCAGCUCCAUCACACCGGACGAGAACCUAGGCAGGGCCUUCACCCUGGCCCCCUUCUCGCCCAGCUCGGCGGAUGUUUACAGCGAUGAGGCGUAUCAGCCGACCAGGAGCACAGCCCUCAACCUGGACACGGAAUCGCGCCCCACUAUGUCCGGCCUGGACGACAUCUACCGGCCCACGCUGGACUCAGCUGCUUCGAUGCUAGACACGGAUCUGCCCUUGGAGCCAGCCAAGCCGGGUCAGUCGUACGAAGAUCUGCGCCGAAGGAAUCGUGAAGAACACUCGAAGCACCAGCAGAGUCCCUACUCGCGGCCCUACGAACCAUCAGCUCCCGUCCAGCAGCGACCGGUGGAGCCAGCACGCAUCGAACCCGCUGGCAGAAAGAACCAAUACGGCGACUCCUGGACAGACUGAGCUGGCACAUUGGCACAUUAGGCAUUGUUAUUUUGUUGGACAUUAAACGCGCAUAAAGUUCUGUGUA
Drosophila elegans is the source of this 945-nucleotide messenger RNA. It is a transcript of the gene asrij, whose product is annotated as OCIA domain-containing protein 1. The record is from RefSeq and is a predicted model, not a curated record. The transcript is spliced from 3 exons. Lineage: Eukaryota; Metazoa; Arthropoda; Insecta; Diptera; Drosophilidae. Gene Ontology annotation, cellular component: endosome. The coding region runs from base 102 to 878 and encodes 258 amino acids.